Molecule: messenger RNA, 1230 nt
Organism: Lactuca saligna
Lineage: Eukaryota; Viridiplantae; Streptophyta; Magnoliopsida; Asterales; Asteraceae
Source: the annotation of a GenBank genome assembly
AUGUCGAACGCUGAGGAGAAUGUGAAUGUUGGAGGAGCGGGCGGCAGCCAGAACAACCGCACUCCUGGGACACCAUCGUUCAUGUUUCAAACCCCACCCAUUAACUGCCAGCCACGAGCCCAACCAUCGCAGAGUGCAUGCAGUACUGCGAGUGUCGCCAUCAUUGCCGACCUUCAAGAGCAACUCCAAGAGCGGGAUAGGACGUUGGAGCAGAUGUGGCAGGCGAUGCAUGCCACCGGACUAUUGCCACCUGAGGGUCAGAAUGAGGGUGGAGAUCAAUCGUUUGAUGAUGAGGUACAUAGUCGUUCCGUUCCAAGGAAGGAGGUCAUUGGAGCUGUCAGACGCCGAGGGAUCUCAUUCAAAACCUUCAUGGACUGUAAGCCACCUACCUUUGAGGGAGGAGAGAGUGUUGUAGCAUGCCUUCGUUGGAUUAGGAAGAUGGACCAAACCUUCCGAUCUCGUGAAUUUAAUGAGGACCAGAAGGUGAUUUAUACGGUGCGAACGUUUGACAAAGAAGCACUCGAAUGGUGGGACACUAUUGACACACGGCUCACUGAGGUCACUCGGAGGGCUAUGACUUGGGAAAUUCUUAGUAAGAAGGUGAAAGAUCAUUUAUGCAGUGAAGGUAGUAUACAACAUGCCCAAGGGGAGUUUUUGAAUCUUCAGAAUGGUAGCAUGACGAUUGCUAAGUAUAACACCACCUUUAUUGAGAAGUCACAGUUCGCUACUAAUUACUGCCCGACUGAGGAGAAGUUGAAUCAUCACUAUGUGGAGGGGUUACCAUUUGAUUACCGUGUAGUUGUGAGAUUAAAGACCACUUUAGUCGAGGCCAUGGAUGAGGCUCGCAAGAUAGAGAAUGAUAUAGCUAUUCGGGAUCGUACCACAACCAAGUGGGAGGAUCAAUCGGGGUCCUCUGAGAAGCAGAAAUUUCAGAAGAAGGGUGAAAAAUCAACAUUUUGUAAGAAGUGUCACUCUUCUCAUGGAGGUCCAUGUAGUAGUAGUACCAAGAGUUGCAAGCGAUGUGGUAAGGUGGGGCACCGUUAUGAAGAUUGUAAGAGUGUUGAACCUAUGUGCUACAACUGUCAUCAAAUGGGACAUAUCAGUAUGCAAUGUACCAACCCCAAGGUCCAGAUGGGAGCUAGUGAGAAGAAAGAUGAAGCGCCAAAGGUGAAAGCUCGUGCUUUCAAUAUGACAACUGAUGAGGUAAUUUUUGGGAACCCUCUUAGUUAA